CAUCAAUGGCGGACAUUCGCUGUCGCCUAGAUAAAAUAAUUUAGCACGCGAAUUAUUUACAUAACAACAUAUAACCUGCAUGUGAGAGUAUCAAAAUCUUUAAAAACCAACGAAGGUUGCAAUCUAAAAUGUCGUCAGUCGUUUCUGACUGUUUUACCAUCGGGAGUAUAGUUGCCACCAAGACCUGCUAUAAUGAAGAGAUCGAGGGCGAAGUGUUGGCUUUUGAUCCUCAAACGAAAAUGUUAAUAUUAAAAUGUCCUUCAUCAAGCGGAAAUCCAAAGAGACAUGAUGUUAAUAUUGUUAAUCUGUCGCUUGUGAGCGAUGUGCAAAUAAAAAAGGAAGUAACAACCGUACCGGAGCCACCACAAUCGUUAAAUCUACACAGAUUGAAUACAAGAGUACGGAAUUCUAUAGAAAAUAAACGAAGAUUGGUGUCAGCAUUAUCGGCAUGCUUGGAUCCAGAAGGUCAGCGUCUUUUCUUGGCAAUUGCACGGGUAAUAGAUGAUGUGUCCUGGGCAGGGCAGAGUAUCAGAGUUUAUAAUGAAGUAACAAUCACACCACCAUACAAAGUAGAGAAUGUAAUAGGUGAGCACGAUUCCAAACCAUAUAAUUAUAUACGUAAAUUUGUUGAAAGACAUUGGAGGGAUUUUCGUGAUCACCCAACAGCUUCCAAUUCACACCAGCAAUAAAUAUACUUUAGGGCAGUUAAAAGAUAUUUUUUCGUUGAAAUUCAAAUAAAAAAUGUGUUUUUUUUUAGUUAAAAAAUGUCUGUAUUUAUCUCGGUAGCUUUUUUUCGAGUUGCUUUUGUCUAAUUCUCUUUGUAAUUGAUUUUUUAUGCAUGACUUGAAUAGAUUUAAAUUUUCAUUUAAACCCAAAUAGUCUGGUUUCUAAUAUUU
This is a messenger RNA of Papilio polytes (common Mormon), 896 nucleotides long. RefSeq names its product protein LSM12 homolog (gene Lsm12a). Lineage: Eukaryota; Metazoa; Arthropoda; Insecta; Lepidoptera; Papilionidae. The record is from RefSeq and is a predicted model, not a curated record. Bases 129 to 689 code for a protein of 186 amino acids. The transcript has 3 exons. Gene Ontology annotation, molecular function: RNA binding.